Pochonia chlamydosporia 170 is the source of this 1140-nucleotide messenger RNA. RefSeq lists its product as hypothetical. Bases 1 to 1140 code for a protein of 379 amino acids. The transcript has a single exon. NCBI's taxonomy places the organism in Eukaryota, Fungi, Ascomycota, Sordariomycetes, Hypocreales, Clavicipitaceae. The record is from RefSeq and is a predicted model, not a curated record.
AUGUCAGAGAUCUAUCAAGGGGGUCAGUUGACUAUAACCGCGGUUCAAUCCGCAGACAGUUCACAGGGCUGUUUUCUUUCAAAUGAGAAUAUUGCCAAAAGUGAUCAACUCUUCUUCCACACUCGACCAGGUACCUCAGGGGGCCAUAGCAGCAUGGUCCGUGUCUACCGCGGCGAUAUCAGGACUACUGCUAUGACUAGCAGUGUGAUUAGCACCCGUGGCUGGACCUUACAGGAGCAGCUGCUCUCACUUAGGAAUGUCUUUUGCAUGGAUCCUGACAUUCACUGGCAAUGCCAAGCCGGAUAUCAGACACAGACUGGUAUUUUGUUCGAGCCAAAUGGGUCUCUUAGCAAUUGGGAUAUUGCUAUUCCAUUGCGAGGGCCUCCCUCGGCCGGGGGGUUAUACCGCACUGCCUGGCGACGUAUCAUCGAAAACUACUCACUGCGCGAGUUCACCCGUGUUCACGAUAGGAUUCCCGCCAUCGCGGGUCUAAUACACCAUUUCGCGUCCACAUUGAAAGAUACACCAAUACUAGGGCUAUGGGGAAAGUCUUUCGCCAGGGACCUGGCCUGGUUGCGCGGCCGUGGUAGACCUCAAUUAUCCGGCAUCUCAAAAUUUCCCACAUGGACAUGGUUUGCGUGUCAAGGGUGUGUUUUGUACACUAUAGGGGAUAAGUAUGAAGAGGAGCCACAGCAAACGGGAAGUCUAAAUCUCUUGGACUGGAUAGUGGAAUGGGACAGCACGUCCUACACAUCGCCCCUAAGGCGGAGCUUUGUACGUGUCCAAGGUUCAGUGCGGGAGAUCCCAAUAAGGCCAUUUGCAGAUGGGAACCUUCAUGUACCGCCAUAUUUUCAAGUAUUUAACGAAGACUUGCAACGUACAUCGAAAACCCGCCUCCCUUGGCGAUGCGCUGGGAGAUUCGAUGGUGGCGACGAGGUUGCACCGGCUACUCACUUGUGCCUCCUUUUGUUUUCCGAGACCCGCCGUUCUAACCCAGGAUAUGUGUAUGAGACAUUUCUGAUCUUGAAGGCGGUCAAAGGACAAUGUACUGAGAUAUACACUCGUGUGGGAUUGGCAAGAAUAUGGGGACAACUCCCAACUUUUGACUCCACCAAGAUAAUGACGAUUGUUUUGAUCUAA